AUGGACAAAACGUCGGUGCAGGACGUGGACGAGAAUGACCAGCUGACUGAUAGCGGUUGCAAUUGGAGUCAAGAUGUACUGCGACAACUCGCAAUGAUCUGUUGCCACGAGUUUGAGGCAAACCCAGACUGUAGCCGUGUACUGCGCCUUUACUCCGACAGGGACUGCUCUCAACGCAAGGCUGUGGACGACAAGCUGUACUUGAUGAAGCAGAUGUACCACUUCAUAUCUCAAGUGAAGAACCAGUUCAAUCGAGAAGGAAUUGGCAAGAAGCUGUCUUCGCUUUGA
Peronospora belbahrii is the source of this 288-nucleotide messenger RNA. NCBI's taxonomy places the organism in Eukaryota, Oomycota, Peronosporomycetes, Peronosporales, Peronosporaceae. The record is from the annotation of a GenBank genome assembly.